Molecule: messenger RNA, 1917 nt
Organism: Vicugna pacos (alpaca)
Lineage: Eukaryota; Metazoa; Chordata; Mammalia; Artiodactyla; Camelidae
Source: RefSeq, a predicted model, not a curated record
GGCAACACACUUGCAAGUGUUUCCUGUUGACAUGACAGAUUCUGGUAGUUCACACAAUGUUCAAAAGGCACAAGUCCCUUGCUUCAGAACGCAAGAGAGAAUUAAUUUCCUCAAGAGCUACACGGUCCAUACUGAAGAAUGACUUGAGAAAUUUUCACUCUUUGUCGCAACUUAUACUCUCAGCAGGCCCUCUAAGAUCAGCUGCAGCAGUUAAACAUGUAAAAACUACUCACUUUGAGAUUGAAAUUCUCGAUGCUCACACCAGAAAGCAGAUAUGUAUUGUGGAUAAGAUGACACAAAAAUCUACUAUUCAUGAUGUUAAACAAAAAUUUCACAAAGCAUGUCCAAAGUGGUACCCCUCUCGAAUCGGACUGCAGCUAGAACGUGGUGGGCCUUUUUUGAAGGACUACGUAACCAUUCAAAGUAUUGCAACUGCCUCCAUUGUCACACUCUAUUUUACAGACCUAGGUCGGCAAGUCAGUUGGACUACAGUAUUUUUGGCUGAAUACACAGGACCUCUGUUAAUAUAUUUCCUCUUUUAUUUGAGGAUCCCAUAUAUAUAUGACAUGAAAGAGAGCUCUAGAAGAUUACGUCACCCAGUGGUACACUUGGCCUGCUUCUGUCAUUGUUUACAUUAUAUCAGAUACCUUUUGGAAACCUUAUUUGUUCACAAGGUUUCUGCAGGACAUACACCUUUGAAAAAUUUGAUAAAGAGUUGUGCCUUUUAUUGGGGAUUCACUUCUUGGAUUGCCUACUACAUUAAUCACCCACAGUAUACACCACCAUCAUUUGGAAACAGGCAAGUCAUAGUAUCUACUAUCAACUUUCUGAUUUGUGAAGCUGGAAACCAUUUCAUCAAUGUUGUGUUGGCUCAUCCCAAUCACACAGGAAAUAAUGCCUGUUUCCCAACUCCAAAUUAUAACCCCUUUACAUGGAUGUUUUUCCUGGUUUCCUGUCCUAACUACACCUAUGAGAUUGGAUCAUGGAUUAGUUUCACAGUCAUGACGCAAACACUGCCAGUUGGAAUUUUUACACUUCUACAAGAGACCAAAUGUGUUCACCAAAAUAAUGUUUGUAAAGAAAAAAGAAAACUUCUAAUUCUGGAACACUCCAAUGAUUGUCAACAACAUGAGAUGAUUCAACAAAGAAAAUUAAGAAGAACUUGGAAAAAUAAAAGAAAGACAGAAAGCAUGCUGUUUCUCAAAAGCCAACUUAAAAUAAUUGUAUCAACCAGGAGUGUAUGUCAAAGUUAAAUGACACUUAUAGGUAAAGUAAGAUUAAUAAUGAGAGUAAUAAGUAAUGCUGUGUGUUUUCCAUGUAAGCACACUUCCAAUCUCCUAUAGGUGGAUGACAAAUUUGUUUUCAUUUUUUUAUUAAAAUAAAGCAUCUGUGAACAUUUUUGUAUAAAGCUAUAAUCGAAUACAUUUUCUAUUUUCUUGUGUAACUACCUGAAAUUGGAAUUGCUGGGUCAUAGGGCAAGUUUUGUAAGAAAUGUUUAAAGUGUUUAAAUAUAUAGUGUUAUAAGAAAUGGUUAAAUUUCUUUCUAAAGAUACGCAAAUUUUUAUACAUCCACAAGUUUUACAUUUCUAGUUACUUCACAUCCUCAUCACUUUUGUAAUGUUGUUGAGUGUUAAGGUAGUACUCCAUUGCAGUCUUACUUUACAUUGCAUGAUAUCUAAUCAUGUUGAAUAAUUUUGCAUGUGCUUAUUAGACAUUUGUAUCUUCUUUGAUGAAGUAUCUUUUGAAAUGUUGCUUAUUAUUUAAUUGGGUUGUUUCUUUUGAUAUUAUUGACUUAUAUGUAUUCUAAGUAUAUGGUGUAAAUCAGUAUAACUAUGUACUGUAACUCUUUGUCAAAUAUAUUCUCUAUAAAUAAUUUUAUUCCAGUAUGUGGCUUGGUGUUUAAAAUUUAUUAAAUUG